Messenger RNA from Hirsutella rhossiliensis, 753 nucleotides. RefSeq names its product PRP38 family domain-containing protein. Gene Ontology annotation, cellular component: precatalytic spliceosome. NCBI's taxonomy places the organism in Eukaryota, Fungi, Ascomycota, Sordariomycetes, Hypocreales, Ophiocordycipitaceae. The transcript has a single exon. Bases 1 to 753 code for a protein of 250 amino acids. The record is from RefSeq and is a predicted model, not a curated record.
AUGCCUCGACCCAAUGACGACGUCGUCCACGCCGACGCCCGGCGCUUCCUCGACGACCGCGGCACCACGGCGGCCCUCGCGCCCAACGGCCUUAACCCGGCCAUGAUCAUGGAAAAGGCCGUCAAGGACCGCAUCGUCGACUCCUACUUUUACAAGGAGCAGUGCUUCGCCCUCAACGAGGCCGACGUCGUCGACCGCGUCGUCGAGCACGUCUCCUUUGUCGGCGGCACCCACGGCGCCGCCCAGAAGCCCAGCCCCUUCCUGUGCCUGGCCUUCAAGCUGCUCGAGCUCGGCCCCAGCGACGCCAUCCUGCGCGAGUACCUGGCCCACGGCGGCGAGCACUUCAAGUACCUCCGCGCCCUGGCCUGCUUCUACGUCCGCCUCACCCGCCAGGCAAAGGACGUGUACCAGACGCUCGAGCCCUUUCUCGAGGACCGCCGCAAGCUGCGCCGCAAGGGCAGGGCCGGCACCUCGCUGACGUACGUCGACGACUUUGUCGACGACUUGCUCACCCGCGAUCGCAUAUGCGCGACGAGCCUGUGGAAGAUGCCCAAGCGCGAGAUCCUCGAGGACCUGGAGUUGCUCGAGCCUAGGGUCAGUCUUCUGGGCGACUUGGAUGACUUGCUGGACGAGGAUGACGACGACGAGGGACCCGCCACGCCACUCGGUGAAGAUUUUCACGACCUCGGAGACCACGGAACUGGCCUCGAGAAGAAUCGGGAAGAAAAGCCAUCUACGGGCUCUAGAGCCUAG